This is a messenger RNA of Paramormyrops kingsleyae, 1802 nucleotides long. Its product is annotated as tumor susceptibility gene 101 protein-like. Gene Ontology annotation, molecular function: ubiquitin binding. The record is from RefSeq and is a predicted model, not a curated record. Gene Ontology annotation, biological process: protein modification process; endosome to lysosome transport; protein transport. Lineage: Eukaryota; Metazoa; Chordata; Actinopteri; Osteoglossiformes; Mormyridae. Gene Ontology annotation, cellular component: ESCRT I complex.
AUGCGGAAAAAUAUAUAUUAGUGAACGAUAGCCAGAAAUGGAUGGUUUGUUCUAAUAGGCUACUGAGUGUGGAACUGCACAAUACAAGUAGGUUCUCAAAAAUUAAUAAACACUAGAUUGUUCACAAAUAUUAGCAACAGGCGGUAAUCAGCACACACAUUUGAACGAAACACCAUAUUAAUGUAGGCCUAUUAAUUGUUUCAUUGAGCGAAACCAAAGGUCGUAACAACCACCGACUAUGCACAUCCAGCUGUAAACACGUUGGUAGCCUAUAGAAAAACGGAUGAUGCUUCAUUAAUAUUUUACCUCGUGAAGGUUAACGGAACUGAUAUGUAAUUUAUCUUAGAAACGCUGGCAUCCAUUCUAAAGACAUUUUCUCUCAUGUAUAACGAUACAAUAUAGACCUGCGCUCAUCCAUCCAUCCGUCAAUUUUCACUCUCCUUUUUCAAGGUAGGCCUAUUUAAGUCAUUGAUUUAAAUUAUUUAAAAUAGCCAAGUAGGCUACUUAUAAACGGGUUCACGUCACUUUUAUUACAUGUCCAGGAUGUACCCCACCUCUGUGCAGCAGUGCCGUCGGGGAAAUGCGCUUCGGGGUGGUGGCUUCUCCACGUUUCAGAGGAAUAACUGUAAUGAAAUACUAACUUAAGAAGAGUACGUUCCAUUCUUUCGACGGGUCAAACGUGAACGGUAUCUUCAUUCAUGAUGCUAUGGAAACGCCUUGCUGUACCGCAUGAGGACGAAGCCCAGUUACCUUUGCGGCUCCUAUUACGUUGCGGAGUUCAGGGGACGUGGUGCGCUUUCGCUGGCAUCUCUGUGACCCUGUCGAGAAUAUCGAGUUAUUUCACCGUCUGACAUAACUGAGGAUUAUCAUGGAAACGGUGAGGCUCAAGAAAAUGUUAUCAAAGAAAUACAAGCACAGGCAUUUGAUUGCUUGUGAAAUAUGGAGUGUGAUCUGCCAGUACACCAGUCUUAAACCAGUGUUGGACACCUAUGUGUUCAACGACGGCUCCAGUAGACACCUGAUGUGUCUAACGGGGACAAUCCCAGUGUGUCACAAAGGGAUGGAGUGUAACAUCCCAGUGUCCCUAUGGCUGCUGCAAAGCUACCCGCUGCACCCACCCAUGUGUUACAUACAGCCAACCAAAAGCAGCAUGAUUGUCAGGUCAGAAAACGUUGAUGGUGACGGCAAGGUCGACUUACCUUACCUGCAAACCUGGAAGCCUCCUCUUACAGACCUGCACGGCCUGGUCCAGGCGAUGAGAGUCACGUUUGGAAAUGAGCUGCCCUUGUGCAAGUGCGACAGCACACCGGCAGGCCUGGACACCAUCAACAGUGAGGCGCCUCUAGAGUCACCAUGCUGCACUGUUUACACAUCGUGCUAUCUAUCAGAUGGAUUUUUGUCACUGCCUGUGUCACAGACCCAAACUGAGGCACAGUGGUCUGCAAGGAAAGGGUCAAAGGUCAUCCUGAGCAGAGAGGAUGUCUAUUCAUCUAAUGAAUCAAAAUGUUAGCUGUUUCUCGGCCUUAUCCAUAAAAUCCACCAUAGAAUUGAAUGAAACUUGUCAGAUAUAAAACAUUCUUAAAUUAGAAUCAGAGACAUAUAAUGCCUGAUUACAAAGAUUUGAGCACAUACAUUUAUUGUAGAAUGCUUGCAUUUUUGUCUUAUGUACAUGGUAGAAUCCAGCCCCUAAUGUUUACAUUUAAAAUUUGAUUAUAUUUCAGUGAAACCAAGAAUUGAAUGUUUUGUGAUUAUUGUGUGAUUGUGGCUGCCAUUAUUUAAAAUAAAACAAAACAAGUCAAUGA